GUGCAGCCAAACGGAUGGGGUACCUGCAUAUGUCUAUGCCAGCGUUCGUGUAGUACCCUCGAAGCACUAGAAGCUCGAACCUGGAUUAUGGCAUGUCCAUAUGUUGUCGGUGAUAAGGAAAGAGUGGGCCGCGGUGCAAGCAACCAUUAUGAUGUGGCUUUCAAGCCACUAGACAUGGAGAUCCGAGGUCAUGGGUGCUCAAUCGCUGUAUUUAAUUCCAGGAACCAUACUUGGGGAACAUCAAGCGCAUGUAUGGUGCUUAGCGACAGGCGUGAUUCUUGUUGGAUCGCCCCAUUGUUCGUUGUCGAGGAGCUCUGUCAUGCCUCGAGCCGGUCCUUGUUUGAAGGGCGAUAGACUGACGGCGAUAUAAAGCGUACCACUGCUCCACCAGUCUUUAUUAAUAUCCGAGACCUAGUAUUCUGGACCAUCAUCGGGUCCAUGAUUACGCGAAUUAUGCAACAGCCGACCAGACAACAAGUCAUUUCCGAGCCGCACACACACACCAAAAACCCUCCGAAAACCAACUGCAACCAGCCGAAACCGCACGACGACGAGCAAGUGCUACUGGAAGGCCUUUCUAGCUCGGCAUCAUGCUCGGAAGACGAGCUUAGCGACUUGGACCCAGACAUUCUGCAUGUUGACCGAGACACAAGGAAUCAUAUAGCAGUGGUCGCCGUGACUAUCAUGUUGUUUCUCUUGACGCAUAGUCCUGCUAGCCUCGAAGUUCCUUUGGAAGGAGUACUUGCGCAGGGAAGCCAAAUGGCAGAGGCAUGCUUCGUUCAACGGUCUUAUCCGAUUACCACAAUCUGCGACAUCCUGGGGUUUGCCAGUGUGACGAGACUCCUCGAUGGGUGUGAGGGGUUCCUUCGAGAGAUGACGCUCACUUGGAGUAGAGUGAUAUGGGGUAUGUGCGAUCUGUCCAGAGACGCAUACGGUCCAAGUCGUGAGGCAAGCGAGAACUUCCGGCAAACGUCUGGUAUUGGCUACGACUACGCCUUUGACAAGACUCUCUCCACAUACCACUGGCAUAUCCUGCGCGAGAUGUGCUAUUACAGCCGAGUGCUGGAGUAUCAAGAUUCUUGUUGCAAAAGAAAAGAACAUCUGACACCACGCAAUGAUGGACUCUUGAUGUGGUUUGAAGAUGAAGCUGAUAGAGAGAUGGGGAAUCGGAGUUUUGUCUUGUGGUAUCAAAUUUCCAUCCAAGAAAAGAUCUCUCGCCUGCAUCGUAUGAGAGAAUUGGUAACCCAUCGGCUGCCUUUAGAAAGACUGGCAGAGAACAGGCCAUUCGAUGGGACGUCGAACUUGACGAGAUACGCAGCGGAGGCAGGAAAGGAGACCUUGGUCGACUUUGUGGAGAUGCGCGGUAUCCAAGAAUGGAUCGAUCGGCAGCUGAGUUUCUGGGAGGGUGUCGAUCGAUUCCGGCAAGAUCAAGGGCUUGAAUUGUACAGCUCAAUCUACAGCGGCUUUCCUCUCCCUCGAUUGUAUCGGUCUGGCAUUGAAGCUCCUCAUCCAGGUCGACAAGAGCGCAAGGAGGGGAUAUAUCCGCAGGACUUGUUGAUGGUUGAACUGAAGAAGAGGAGAGGGGAUGUUGUGUAGCAGCUGACACGUUGUAGAACAAGAGCCUAUAGCUCCAAAUCUUUGGUCAGAGAAUCAAGGCCACUCUGUUCAGCCGAAAUGCGAUCCCGAUACACUACCUCGCCAUGAGAGUCUCUGUAAUCGUGCUGUCAUGGAUUCUAGAGUCAGCUAUAUUGGUGAAGCACAAGGACGAGUGUCGAACAAGUUAUUGAUUCACGAGAGGGAGAUUUGCAAG
This is a messenger RNA of Aureobasidium pullulans EXF-150, 1810 nucleotides long. RefSeq lists its product as uncharacterized. The coding region runs from base 439 to 1596 and encodes 385 amino acids. The transcript has a single exon. The record is from RefSeq and is a predicted model, not a curated record. NCBI's taxonomy places the organism in Eukaryota, Fungi, Ascomycota, Dothideomycetes, Dothideales, Saccotheciaceae.